AUGCUGAUCUUAGUGAUGCUGGCGUUACUGGUCUUCAGUCGUGUUGUGGGCAAGGUUCAUGUUUCUCAAUGUGCUGCUGUGGAUAGCUACCCCAUUCUUCGUCUGUAUCUCCAGCCAGGAGAUGUUAUCAUUGGUGCCAUUAUAUCUCAGACACUUUUUGCCACCAGUCCGAAAGACUUCAAGUGCCAAUCACGUGAGAUGAGAUUGUGUCAGACCCAGAUCAGCAUCACCAUUACAUACAGAGACAUCUCAAAAGGGUUCAUGCCUCAGAACUACCAGCACAUCCUGGCUUUGGCAUUUGCUGUCAAGGAGAUCAAUGAAAAUCCACACAUCUUGCCAAAUCUCACCCUGGGGUUCCAUAUCUAUGACAGUCAUCUGAAUCCAAAAUUGACGUACCGUGCAGCUCUGCAACAUAUUUCCCCAAGGAACAGAUUUGUCCCCAACUACAGGUGUCAUAUCCAGGACAACGUACAAGCAGUUCUCGAGGACAUUAAUUCAGACGAUUCACAAAUUGUCCAAGAUCUUUUCAGCAUCUACAAGAUUCCACAGUCCGAUAUGGUAGGCAAUGAUUAUAUGAAAGGCUAUCUGAAAAGCUUUUCAGAACUGUAUGAAAAAAUGAUGGGGAGCACUGCCAACAUAAUUAUCUUCAAAGGACAAACUCGUACCUUUUUAAAUGCCAGAGGUAUGAUAGAAUUAGCACAGAUUAAAUACAUGGUGGCAAAACCAAAAGGCAAAGUAUGGAUUGUAACAGUUCACAUGGACUUAAAAACAUAUCACGACAAAUUAAGCCGGGAUGUGCAAAUCUUUCAUGGCAUGAUAUCAGUGUCCCUUCACUUGAAUGAACUUCAGGGAUUCCAAGACUUUUUUAAGAGCAGAAAGCCAUCCACUGCGGAGGGAGAUCUAUUUCUCAAGGACUUCUGGUCAUACACAUUUCGUUGUGCAUUCCCAGAUUCAGUUAUGGGCAAUGUGCAUCAGGCUAAUUGCACUGGAGAUGAAACCCUGAAGGACCUUCCUGCAUUCGAAGUGAGCAUGACUGGCCACAGCUACAACAUCUAUAAUGCGGUCUAUGCUGUUGCUUACGCUUUGCAUGCUAUGCAUUCUUCAAAAGUUCAAGCAAAGAUGCAAGGAGAGACAAGGAAGCUGACAAUUCACCAACCCUGGCAGCUCCAUCACUUUCUGAGAUGCGUCUCAUUUAACAACAGCGCUGGAGAUCAGAUUUCCUUUGACCACAAUGGAGAAUUGAUAGCAGGACUCGAUAUUAUCAACUGGGUAACAUUUCCAAACCAAUCUUUUGUUAGAGUGAAAGUGGGAAAGAUCCACGCCCAGGCUCCUUUACAGCAAGCACUUCAGCUAGAUGAAGAAUCCAUGGUAUGGCACCCCCGAUUUCACCAAGUACGACCUGUGUCUUUAUGCAGUGAGAAUUGCAGUCCUGGAUAUAGAAUGACAAAGAGGGAAGGGGAGCCCUUCUGCUGUUAUAAUUGCAGCCAAUGUCCAGAAGGGACAAUCUCUGAUCAUCAAGAUAUGCCUGACUGUUUCCAAUGCUCAGUUGGUCAUUUUCCACACAAGGACCAGAAGUGUUGCAUUCCCAAGAUGAUCAGCUUCUUGUCUUACGAAGAACCUUUGGGAGCUGGUUUAAUUCUUGUUGCUCUGACUCUGUCUUUAAUCACAUUGUUUGUACUUGGAAUAUUUAUAAAACACCACAGCACUCCCAUAGUGAAAGCCAACAACAGUAAGCUGACAUACACUCUUCUCAAUUCACUUCUGCUCUGCUUCCUCUGUGCCCUGCUAUUCAUUGGCAAACCUGGAAAGAUAAUGUGUCUCCUUCGCCAAACUGCCUUUGGCAUCAUUUUCUCCAUUGCAGUUUCUUCCGUGUUAGCAAAAACGAUCACAGUGAUUGUGGCUUUCAUGGCCACCAAACCUGGAAGCCGGAUGAGGAAAUGGGUGGGGAAAAGGCUGUCUGUUUCCAUUGUUCUUUCCUGCUGUUUGAUUCAAGUUGGCAUUUGUAUCAUUUGGCUAGUAAAAUCCCCCCCAUUCCCAGAUGUUGACAUGCAUUCAAUGACAGAAGAAGUUGUAUUAGAAUGUAAUGAUGCCUCUCCUACUAUGUUUUACUGUGUCUUGGGCUAUAUGGGCCUCCUGGCUAGUGUGAGCUUCCUGGUGGCUUUCAUUGCUAGGAAGCUACCCGACAGUUUCAAUGAAGCCAAGUUCAUCACUUUCAGCAUGCUGAUCUUUUGCACCGUUUGGUUAUCCUUUGUUCCAGCCUACCUGAGUAUCAAAGGGAAAUACAUGGUGGCUGUUGAGAUCUUCUCUAUCUUAGCCUCCAGUGCUGGCUUACUGGGCUUUAUCUUUUUCCCCAAAUGCUUCAUUAUUGUGCUUAGACCUGAACUGAAUCACAGAGCACAGCUAAUAAGGAAAAACCAAUGA
This is a messenger RNA of Sphaerodactylus townsendi, 2421 nucleotides long. Its product is annotated as vomeronasal type-2 receptor 26-like. Gene Ontology annotation, cellular component: membrane. The record is from RefSeq and is a predicted model, not a curated record. The coding region runs from base 1 to 2421 and encodes 806 amino acids. Gene Ontology annotation, biological process: G protein-coupled receptor signaling pathway. The transcript is spliced from 7 exons. Gene Ontology annotation, molecular function: G protein-coupled receptor activity. Lineage: Eukaryota; Metazoa; Chordata; Lepidosauria; Squamata; Sphaerodactylidae.